Messenger RNA from Anopheles arabiensis, 2114 nucleotides. RefSeq names its product zinc transporter ZIP11 (gene Zip48C). The coding region runs from base 762 to 1832 and encodes 356 amino acids. NCBI's taxonomy places the organism in Eukaryota, Metazoa, Arthropoda, Insecta, Diptera, Culicidae. Gene Ontology annotation, molecular function: zinc ion transmembrane transporter activity. The record is from RefSeq and is a predicted model, not a curated record. Gene Ontology annotation, biological process: zinc ion transmembrane transport. Gene Ontology annotation, cellular component: membrane. The transcript is spliced from 7 exons.
GAGUGAGGCUCUGAUGAUCAAUGCUUAGUACUACGUGACGACUGGAUCGACAGGGAUCGUAUCCGACCAGAUCAAAGGAGCCAAGAAAGCAACACGGCAUGGAUAAUUGGCAUAACGCCCUUUUAUGGAUGAGUUGGUUUUUUGGGUUGUGUGUUUUGCUAUACGUUUGCACCGUAAGGGCCAGUCUUAAGCAGUGGAAAGGGCGGUUUGGGCAAGCGGUAACAUUGAAGCCGAAUCCAGCAGGAAACUUGCCCGUAUCGGUAUAUGUAAUUGAACCCGACACAAAGCAUGGACCAUGCAUUGUUCAUUUAAAUUACGACAGUUUGUUGAAAGACUCGAAGCCUUCGAAACCGAAACUAGAACUCCUUGAUACCGUUCAGCACGGAAGUACGGUUAAUUUAGUUGGCGAUAUUUGAUAGCAAUUUAUUUAGUGUGAUUUAGUGUUGCAUAGGAUAGUAGUAGUAAUAUUUAACGUAAUAAAAAUUAAACCCGCUUCAACAAUCAUUCCUGCGUGUCGGCGACCUAGACGUUUGCCACCCAACAAGAUCAGCUGUCAUCGUGAACUGUCAUCGCGCGGAAUAACAACGAAGCAAAACAACGAAUAGUGGUGAUUGGUUUUCCCCCGAAAGAGAAGCUGCUAGAAACCGUUGGUGCAUGCUCAUCAAGCCGGCGCCAGCUUACUGAUUAUCUCUGGCGCAUCCACUCCAUCUGCUGCUGCCGCCUAUGUACGGCGUAAAUCAAUCCGCAAUUAAUUUUUCAUCAUGAUUCAAGGCUACGGCUCGGUCACUCAAGCCCUACUGGGGACGCUUUUAACAUGGGGGUUAACGGCCCUUGGAUCCGGGCUGGUGGUAUUGCUGAGAGGUAAUCAACGGAAAUCGUUGGAUAUAUCUCUUGGCUUCGCAGCCGGCGUCAUGAUUGCAGCCUCGUUUUGGUCCUUACUUGCACCAGCGAUUGAACUGGCCGAAAAUUCGCACAUGUAUGGCAGCAAAGGCGAGUUUGCUUUUAUACCCGUUGCGGUAGGAUUUCUGUUUGGCGCUAUUUUUGUAUACGGUACCGACAAAGUCAUCUCUUACUUGGGCAUUAACAGCCCAACGAUGAUGAUUGCUCUUACCAAUGCCAACAAAGACAAGGCAGAUAUUGCUAUGGAUGAUCAAGUCUCUGCUGAGCAUGGCAAAAGCUCAUACGCUGGAAUGGCACCAAAUCCUGCAGAUCAUUCGUUAGCAAUCGGAAUGGACAGCUUUGCAGACUGCCUUAAUGCACAGCACGGUAGCGUGUCUCGGAAGCGAAGGAAGGGUAGCGCUACGACAUCGGUCAAGGAACAGGCUGUGUAUACAAACAACAGCCAAAGUCAGUUGGACGCACAGUUGUCGCAGUGGAAACGAAUUAUGCUGUUGGUGGUAGCGAUCACAGUGCACAACAUACCAGAAGGUUUAGCCGUAGGCGUUAGUUUUGGUGCAAUUGGAACGACCGAGUCGGCCACAUUUGAAGCAGCUCGCAAUCUGGCGAUUGGCAUUGGUAUACAGAAUUUCCCAGAGGGCUUAGCAGUGAGUUUACCGCUACAUGCUGCUGGGUUUAGUUUGGGGAAAAGCUUUUGGUACGGGCAGCUUUCGGGCAUGGUGGAACCUAUAUUUGGAGUGCUCGGGGCAGUUGCUGUCAGUGUCGCCACCAUCAUACUGCCAUAUGCCUUAUCGUUUGCCGCUGGCGCCAUGAUUUACAUAGUAGCCGACGAUAUUCUUCCGGAAGCACAUGCCAGUGACAAUGGACUAAUAGCAACGUGGGGUACGAUCGCAGGCUUCGUAGUAAUGAUGUGUCUAGAUGUGGGGCUUGGAUAAGACGGAUCUGAUGGAGAUGUAUGUAGUCUGAGUUUUAUGGGAAUGACUGCGUUCUGGAUGACGGAACGCUGCAUCUGGAUUGAACGAGCCAGUGUCUACUAAAUGGUACUUGAUUCUAAGUAUUAUAAUGAAUUGUGAAUUAUAUUUUUUGUUCCAAUCACUCACUUGAUUAUGGAUCAGUGUAUAGAUUUUAAUUUAAUUUUUUAUCGGCACACUACAAAUCAGAAACAUAGUGCUUAAAUAAACAUCUAAUUAAUGCUGAUUAUAGCGGUAUAAUUUUAA